GUCUUCCCCCAUCAUGAUGCAGUCGCCUCCUCGCAUGACCGACUUCGAGGUCCUCGAGGCCCAGCGCGAGAAGCUGGCUGCUGUCCAGCGCGAGGCUGUCCGCCAGGUCAUGCUCGAGAAGGAGCGCCGCAAGCUGGCCGCCAAGAAGAAGAGCCGAGCUCACGUUAGCUCCAAGAAGAGCCCCAAGUCCAAGCUUUCCUCCAUGACUCCCAUCUCCGAGUAAAUCUACGCCACUGCUCUCGGGUCAUGCGCGGGCGUAUGGGCUCUUCUCUCUUCUAAUUCACGGCUUUAUUACUCAAAAAGCCUCCUAAUAGACUGACAGCAUCUGCACUGUCUCACGACUUUACGACACUUUUUCUAUGACUGUUUUUAGCACAGCCAC
Trichoderma atroviride IMI 206040 is the source of this 382-nucleotide messenger RNA. NCBI's taxonomy places the organism in Eukaryota, Fungi, Ascomycota, Sordariomycetes, Hypocreales, Hypocreaceae. The record is from RefSeq and is a predicted model, not a curated record.